AGGACAAAGUAUGUUGAGGUACAUACCAUAGAUUGUACUAGUGCAAAUGAAGAGAUACUCUCUGUGUGAGCUUUGUUGGCCAUCAAUUUAUUUUAAAGGUUUUAGAAACACAACCACAACAAGCCAAUGAUGCGAUGGUUGAGCUUGGAAGAACGCUUUAAUGAUACAUAUUUUUAUUCUUAAUGUGACUGUUUAUUUGAGCAAAGGUCACAAUGGAGGUUUUACAAGACGCAGAAGAGCACGCACUGAGUAAACCAGGGGGUCGUCUGGACAUGACUCACGGCUUCCUACACCACAUCAGGCGAAACCAGAUCGCAAGGGAUGACUAUGACAAAAAGGUGAAACAAGCAAAAGAAAAGCAACGGCGCAGGCACACCAACACCCCCUGUCGCCCACGGCGCCCAGACCAACAGGUGUAUCACCCACGGCACCGGAACGGUGAGCCAAGCGAAGCGGGAGAUGAGUGGCAGGACAACGAGAGCGGAGACAGCAGCGUGGAGCAGGAGAGCGGCUCGACCUCGCACCUCUUCUGGCUCGACUACCAGGCAGACAGCGGACAUGUCACCUCCUUCAUCGUCUGCAAGGAGGACAAUCCAGAGAGUGUGGUGGAGCGAGUGGCAGAGGAGAACGUUCUAGACUCAGCCAUGAAGACGGUUCUGCUAGCACGCAUCCGUAAGGAGAUGGACAAGCGGCGGAACAAGCGCUGAGCAGAACGGAACCACGCUUGGGGAAAGAACAUGCGCAACUCAAUUUCAAAACCAAACACAGAACUGAUGGUGGACCAUAGUGGUAUUAGACAGAGGAGAGGGGUGUAUAGGCAUAGGCGUGAUCAGGAGAAUGAAGGAGUGGUGGAGGAAGAAGAGGAGGACAAGUGUGGAUCUGUGAAGAAGAGAUGAGAGUUAAGUGGUGGAGAGAAAGUAAGGGGAGAAGUGUGGAUAUAUGAAGUGGAGAUGAGAGUUCAGUGGUGGAGGAAGAGGGAGAGGAGAAGUGUGAACAUACCGUAUGAAGAGGUGCAGAGGGGCCAGCUCAGGUGUUCUGCACUCCUCGAGGACAGAGGAGCGAAUCGGGCAAGGAUCCUACCUAGUCCAGCCACAGGACAGCACUUACGUACAGGAAGUCAGAGGGUGCAAGUCAAUCGCCUAAAUUUGCAUCCUUCCCUCUAUUAUCUGACCUUGUGACUUGUUGUCAACUUGGGUUGGGUCAGUUAGUUUUAUGUUGGACAUUAGUUUAACAUUAAAACAAACAUGAUAUAUCUGAAUAAUAAUCCUUUUUGUCAAACCAACUUUAAAACAGAUGGAUAUCCUCAUGUGCCACAAGGCAUUUUUUCCUGCCAGAUAAAUCACGUUUGUAUUUCGAAUAUCAAUGUAUGAUAUAAAACUGACUUUACUCAAGUCGACACCAAGGAACGUGAUUGGAGGAGGAUGGAGGAAAGGGUGUGAGUUUGAGGAAAUGACUUGUACCUACAAAGUCGAGACCCACAGGGGUCAGAGGUCAUGCCCUCUAAUGAACAGCCAUGCUGAUCUAUACACACACACACACACACAAUGGUCAUCCUUUUAUUAUCCAUACACAUCUAAACAAUAAUGUCUGGUUGGCCUGUUUUUCUUUUUACUGUGAUCAACAAUAACUGGAACUAAGAGUUGUGUCUGUCUGUGGUUUCAAGAAGUACAAGAAGUACCCUUGUGUUCUGUUUGCUUGCUUGUUUGUGCUCUGGAGCAGCAGUGGUGUCAUGUUUUUAGUUUGAGAAAUGUGCUUAAAGUCAGAGCAGAUGCAUGUACAGUAUGUAUGUGUGACCAGUUACUCUUUGUGUAAGCAGAUGUACACGCAGGUACAUGCGGAUGCAAGGAGUUAGAUGCUCACCUUACUUGCGCAUCGCCAUGUCAGUCAGUCAAAUGUUGAUAUUGCUCCAUCCUCCUGUUUUCUUUAAAUGUCAUGUGAAAAACAUUUUCAUUUAAUUACCUCAGCAAAGAUGUUUUUUUUAUGGAGAUUUUUUCCUGUCUGCUGAGUUGACCCAGAAAUGACCUUUGUCACCAGGCAAAGUGGUGAGGUAAACCUUUGCCCUCCUUUCCCUUCCCGUAUUGUAUGACCUUACGACGUGAGGCUAUUAGUCAUCACUGAUCAGAGUUUUUAUUCAAUAUCUUGCAAAAACAUAAUUCAAGGGUCGUUCUCUCAUUUGCAAUCAGGAUGUUGAAUGGGGCAAAGUCCCCUUGAAGUUGCUUUGCACUGGUUGACAGCAGGUAAACUGUACUUUCUGCCCAGAGGCAGGGAGACACUGAUGCAAGUUGACAGAGGGCACAGGGAAGGAUGGAAGGGCAAAGGUUAGCUUGUACCCAAGGUGAUGCAUGCCAGGAGGAAGCCAUUCAAUGUUGAAAAGGGAAGGCUGAAAUCUGAAGCAAAAGGGUUGAAUCAUAUUUUAUGUUCACCUUCGGAGGCUCUUAAAGAUGUCCUUGGUGCACAUCUCAUGUAUGUUUGUGUAUUUUCAGUUUGUUGUUUAUUAAAAAGAAAAGUUUUUACUUAUA
Molecule: messenger RNA, 2519 nt
Organism: Engraulis encrasicolus (European anchovy)
Lineage: Eukaryota; Metazoa; Chordata; Actinopteri; Clupeiformes; Engraulidae
Gene: c3h2orf68
Product: chromosome 3 C2orf68 homolog
Exons: 4
Coding region: 213-707 (164 amino acids)
Source: RefSeq, a predicted model, not a curated record